CACGGUUUUCAUCACGUUGCAGUCCGACCGGAAAACCGGCCCAAAACCGCUUUUGUCCUGUUCGAGGGCACGUGGCAGCGGAUCCAGUGUCCCAUGGGAAUUUGCAACGCCCCCGCAACAUUCCAACGGGCCAUGAAUAUGGCCUUCGCCGAGUUCGUUAACAAAACCCGUUUGACACAGCCGUUGAUAAAUUUCUGUGUGAUUGUGUACAUGGAUGAUAUUUUGGUCUUUUCCAAAACCUACGAGUACCAUGUGGAACAUGUCGAAUGGGUGUUGCAUGCGUUGAAGGAUGCGGGGUUCAAAGUGGCUCCGGAGAAAAGCGAGUUCUUUUUGUCCGAAAUUUCCUUUUUGGGCUACAUCGUCACGGUCGAGGGACUGAAACCGGAUCCCAGGAAGGUAGCGGCGGUUCGAGAAGCCCCAACCCCGAUCACGCUCACUCAGGUUGGAGCCUUCCUAGGGCUGGCCUCUUAUUAUCGACGCUUCACUGGUAUUCGGAGCUUUGCCUGCCUCGCCAAGCCACUGACGAACCUGCUGAAGAAGGAGGAGCAGCUGAUCUGGACGCUGGAAUGCGAGGCGGCUUUUCGGGCACUCAAGGAGGCUCUAACAUCGGCACCCGUGUUGGCGCGUCCCGAUCCGACGAGACAGUUUGCGCUGCAUACCGACUGGCAGUCGCAGGCGAUAUCGGCGGUGCUGACUCAGCAAGGAACGGACGAAAGGGAGCACGUCAUUGAGUAUGCGUCUAAGACGCUGAGCCAGGUGCAGUCUAAUUACGAAGCAUGCAAAGGGGAAUGUCUAGCGGUGGUGUGGGGGAUUGAGCAUUUCCGGCCGUAUCUUUACGACCAGAAAUUUGUGCUGGUAACGGAUCAUCAGCCGCUGCUGUCCCUACGCCACAACACGGACUACACAGGGACGCUGGGAAGGUGGGCGGUGCGCCCGCAGGACUAUGACUUCGACAUUCGCCACCGUGCCACGCGGCAGCAUGGCAACGCCGAUGGAUUAACGCGCCUCCUGCCGCCCAACAAGUGUCCCGCCAAUGAGCGACUCAUUCCGUGGAAGCCGGAAGCCAUUCCGACGGAUCCGCGCUACGGGGGGCUGCACGUGCUGCGCAAGGGCGACGCCUGAGUCUAGAAUGGAGAUUUCGCCAGAGAUGGUGGACGCCAUCUCCUUCUCUCGUCCAGUUCUCUUGCUCCCUCGU
Chara braunii is the source of this 1195-nucleotide messenger RNA. The record is from the annotation of a GenBank genome assembly. NCBI's taxonomy places the organism in Eukaryota, Viridiplantae, Streptophyta, Charophyceae, Charales, Characeae.